Aspergillus calidoustus is the source of this 1125-nucleotide messenger RNA. NCBI's taxonomy places the organism in Eukaryota, Fungi, Ascomycota, Eurotiomycetes, Eurotiales, Aspergillaceae. The record is from the annotation of a GenBank genome assembly.
AUGACAAGCAUACUUGACAUCCCACGCUACGAACAGGUCCCCGAGACCAAGGAGGACCUUGACUGGGCCGAGCUCGUCACCAUCGAACUGGACCGUUUUGACCAGCAAGGAGGAAAGGAAGAACUGGUCAAGCGGCUGGAACAUGCCGUCAAGAAUGUCGGCUUCUUCUAUGUCAAGAACUUCAACAUCAGCCAAGAAGAGAUCGACCGGCAAUUUGCCCUUGGCCGUGAAUUCUACGCGCUCCCACUCGCGGAGAAACUCAAGUAUUACAACACGCACGAUCUCGAGCGAGGCGAAUACAACGGGUACCGUCCAGCCGGACAUCGCAUCCUCGGAAACGGCAUCAAAGACAACGUGCAAGUGUACAACAUCCCGAAAUUCGACGGCCACCACGACCGCAGCCAACCCCCCAUCCUCGCAACACACAUAUCCGAAAUCGAGUCCUUCAGCCGCAAAUGCCACACCGAAGUCGUCGAGAAGCUCCUCCGCCUCUUCGCAAUCCUCCUCGAACUCCCCGACGAAGACCAGCUCGUCCGCGACCACCAGUACGAUGUCGAGGGCGAAGACCAUCUCCGGUACAUGCACUACGCCGCGCGCAGCGCCGAGGACAAUAAACUUGUCGGCGACCUGUAUAGUCCCGGGCAUACGGAUCUGGGGACCGUGACACUGCUGUUUCGGCAGCCUGUGGCCGCGCUGCAGAUUCUGAAUUCCGAGGGGGUGUGGAAGUGGGUGAGGCCGCAGGAUGGGACCAUCACGAUCAAUACGUGUGAUGCGAUGACUGCGCUGACGGGGGGGUUGAUCAAGUCGAGUGUGCAUCGGGUGCAUGCGCCCCCGGCGGAUCAGGCGGGGAUUGAUCGGUUGGGAGUGUUGUAUUUUGCGAGGCCGAAUAACCAUGUUGUGCUUGAUCCGAUUGCGAAUAGUCCGCUGUUGCAGAGGCUCGGGUUGACGCACAAUGCGUUCACGGAGGUGGGCAAGCAUCUGACGACCAAGGAGUGGGUCAAGGUCAGGCAGACGCAGCAGCAGCGGAGGAGGCAGGAGGCCAAGAUUGACGAUGCUGGGAAGUAUACGUAUAAGCCCAAGGACUUGGAGAUUAUUCCGGGGUUGUUGGCCAAGGUGUACAAUUGA